Molecule: messenger RNA, 864 nt
Organism: Pecten maximus
Lineage: Eukaryota; Metazoa; Mollusca; Bivalvia; Pectinida; Pectinidae
Product: ficolin-2-like
Exons: 1
Coding region: 1-864 (287 amino acids)
Source: RefSeq, a predicted model, not a curated record
AUGUCCUUUGGGUCAAGCGUUACAUCAUACAAGGGCCACACAAACAGCUAUCCCUUUUAUGGGUUAAUUGUGAUUCCAACAGUCGCGGAGAAGAUGACAUGCGCGCUGAAGUGUCACCUGGAUCGCUGUGAAGCGUUUGUGGUACAGGAAGACGUUGACUCCUUGAUGUGCAAUUACCUGCAACCAAACAGUAACCCGUAUGGAGACCUGUACAUUUCUAGUGAUAUCGGGAUGUGUCACUUUCUACCGGCGGGAAGUCCUUCUGAUGUGUACACUAUAACAACCAGCGACUUGGCCACGACUGAUGUGUUUUGUGACAUGGACACAUUGGGCGGUGGAUGGACAGUCAUACAGAAUAGAUUUGAUGGAAGCCAAGACUUUUACAAAACGUGGGAAGAAUACAAACGAGGAUUCGGUUCUCCGUAUGGUGAAUACUGGAUUGGGAAUGAUAAUUUAUACAAACUAACCUCAUCAGGGUCAUAUGAACUUCGAAUUGAGAUGGAAAAUUCUGCAGGUGUAUCGAAAUAUGCAACGUAUUCAACGUUUUCCGUUUCUUCUGAAAAUGAAAACUACACCCUGACUAUUUCGGGGUUCACGGGAUCUACGUAUAAUGGACUAGAAAUCCACAAUAACAAGCCGUUCAGCACCAGAGACCGUGAUGAUGACGAUUUGGAUAUAAACUGUGCAAUUAUCAAUCAAGGAGGAUGGUGGUACAUGCAUUGUCACAGGUCCAACCUGAAUGGCCCUUACAGACCGUCGUCUGCUCAGGACAGCAAGGCCAUGUCGUGGUUAGAUUUUGAAAGCGGCCAGGGUUUUGCUGCUCUCAAAUCUUCAACCAUGUUGAUACGUAGGACAGAUAUAUAA